AUGCGGGCGCUACUACUUCUGGCUAUAAUUUCAUUGAGCAGUGCCUACGUCAGUCCGCACUGGUAUACGCAAUGCUUCAGGAGGAACCUACGUGUCGGCGACGUGAUCAGGGUCAAGGGGUCGAUCAUUUCCGGAGCAACCCGUUGGACAUGCAACAUCGCGAUGAGUGAGAUGAACAACAUCAUCCUUCAUGCAGAUCACAGAAUUCGUCCAACGCGCGUCGAGGGGGCUCGCGGAACCUACGUGAAUAUUCGACCCGGAAUGGGUGGCUGGACGACGUUUGCCGGGACAACUUACAAUCGUGGAAAGCACAUUCCGCUCUCUGUCGUCCGGCAGAUUGAUUGUAACGGCGAUCUCAUGGAUGUCACUUUCCACGGGGACAUGAUGAGGGAUAAGGUAUUGCCGGUGAAGAGUCGCGGUGACUGUAUGAUGUUUCCACCAUCACCUCCUCCCCGCUCCCGCUCGAGGGAACACCCCCAUCACAGCCACAGCCAUGGCUGGAGCCACAGCCAUAGUCACAGCGACAGCGGGAGUCACGACAGAGGUUUCGAUGACUUCAACAUCGAACUUCCGCGGUUUGGACACGAC
Molecule: messenger RNA, 588 nt
Organism: Mesorhabditis spiculigera
Lineage: Eukaryota; Metazoa; Nematoda; Chromadorea; Rhabditida; Rhabditidae
Source: the annotation of a GenBank genome assembly